Messenger RNA from Bubalus bubalis (water buffalo), 897 nucleotides. RefSeq lists its product as uncharacterized. Gene Ontology annotation, biological process: cell surface receptor signaling pathway. The coding region runs from base 52 to 897 and encodes 281 amino acids. The record is from RefSeq and is a predicted model, not a curated record. Lineage: Eukaryota; Metazoa; Chordata; Mammalia; Artiodactyla; Bovidae. Gene Ontology annotation, cellular component: plasma membrane. The transcript has 3 exons.
CUCACAAGGACCCUGAGCUGGUGAACCUCCCAUUGCUGCUCUGACCCUGCCAUGGGCUCUGGGCUCCUCUGCUGGGUGACCCUCUGUGUCCUGGGGGUGGGUCACACAAGAGCUGGAGUAGUGUCCCAGUCACCUGGGUACAGGGUCGCAGGGAGGGGCCAGACUGUGAAUUUCAGGUGUGAUCCAAUUCCUGGUCACCAAGUCCUUUACUGGUACCGACAGAUGCUGGGGCAGGGUCUGGAGUACCUGACUUGUUUUCAGGGCAAGGAGGAACCAGACAAAUCAGGAAUGCCUAAAAACCAGUUUUCUGCUGAGAGGCCUGAGAGCACGUACUCCUAUCUGAAGAUCCAGCCAGUGGAGCCUGAGGACUCGGCCCUGUAUCUCUGUGCCAGCAGCCCAACCACAGCAUGGCACAGUUACCUCCUUCCUGUUCACAAACCCCUACGUGCUCACUUCUCGUCAUGGUUCCCAGAAAUGCCAGAAAAAGGAGCUACCUGUUAUUCCCUCUGCAGGGGGAGUAAGUGGAUUUGGGGCUUCAGCUGUUCUGAUAGUUGGAGGACCUGUGGAGGCCAGGAUAGACAAGAUACAAGAUACGAGAUCACAGUGACAGGAGAGACAAUGACUCUGGAAUGUCACCAGACUGAUAACCAUGACUAUAUGUACUGGUACCAACAAGACCCGGGACACGGGCUGAGGCUGACCCAUUAUACCUAUGAUGUUGGCAACACUGAGGAAGUUGAAAUCUCCAACGGGUACAGCAUCUCGAGAUCAAAUACAGAGGAUUUCUACCUGACCCCGCAGUCUGUUAUCCCCUCCCACACAUCCAUGUACUCCUGUGCCAGCAGUAAGUCCACAGCGCUGCAUGGCCACUUCCUCUCCGCACAGAAGGGUGCUUAG